This is a messenger RNA of Lodderomyces parapsilosis, 1557 nucleotides long. RefSeq names its product Nar1p (gene NAR1). Gene Ontology annotation, molecular function: 4 iron, 4 sulfur cluster binding. The record is from RefSeq and is a predicted model, not a curated record. Gene Ontology annotation, cellular component: cytosolic [4Fe-4S] assembly targeting complex. Gene Ontology annotation, biological process: iron-sulfur cluster assembly. Lineage: Eukaryota; Fungi; Ascomycota; Pichiomycetes; Serinales; Debaryomycetaceae. The coding region runs from base 1 to 1557 and encodes 518 amino acids. The transcript has a single exon.
AUGAGUGCCAUAUUAUCAGCGGACGACUUGAAUGAUUUCAUAUCACCAGGAGUGGCCUGUAUUAAACCAGUACAAGACGUUCCCGCCAGUCACGAGUCAAACGAGAGCGGAGAAGUUGAAAUUCAGAUAGAUUCCGAAGGUAAUCCACUUGAAAUAUCAAAAAUUGAUGGAAAACAAACCAGUUUAACGCCAGCACAGAUUUCCCUAGCGGACUGUCUUGCUUGUUCAGGAUGUAUAACGUCAGCUGAGGAAGUUUUAGUAGCACAGCAUUCACAUCAAGAGCUCGUAAAGGCAUUGAAAUUAAAAGAUAAGAUAUUUGUUGCCAGUAUAUCACAACAACUGCGUGCAUCCUUGGCCAUGGCGUAUGAUCUACCGGUAGAAACAAUAGACAAACUACUAGUCAAUUUAUUAGCCGAUCAAAUGGGAUUUCAAAAAGUUGUUGGAACAUCUCUAGGGAGGAAAUUUUCGCUAAUCAAUGAAGCAAAAUACGUUAUGGCAAAUAGAGGUAAAGAUUCGAAGCCAAUACUAUCAUCGAUAUGCCCUGGAUGGGUGUUGUAUGCCGAAAAGACACACCCCUAUGUGCUACCCAUGAUCUCACCCGUAAAGUCAGCUCAGCAAAUCACAGGUUGCUUGUUAAAGACUCUCACCGCCGACGAGUUUCAUGUACCAAAGUCGCAAGUUUAUCAUUUGUCAAUCAUGCCUUGUUUUGACAAGAAACUAGAAAGUGCUAGACCAGAGAUAUUCGGCGACACGAUUCCGGAUGUUGAUUGCGUGUUGACACCAAAGGAAUUGAUCGCGUUGCUCGAAGAAGAGAACUACCAGCUUGUGCCCAAAAUUGAGCCAAAAAGUUUGACUUUACCAAUAGAGGAAGUCUAUGACCUUGUAGCUCCAAAGUACUGGCCAUAUCCCCGAUACUCGUGGACCAACGAUCCAGGUUCCUCAUCAGGUGGGUAUGCCUUCAAUUAUCUUCGAUUUUUCCAGAACGAUUUGAUACUGAAAGGAUAUAAUGAGAGUGAUUUUUCAAUGAAAGUGAUACUGGGAAAAAACUCAGAUGUGUUUGAAAUGAGACUAAUGUACAAGGAGGAAAGAGUCGCAAGUGCAGCAAUCGUCAAUGGGUUUAGAAACAUUCAAAAUUUAGUGAGGAAGCUCAAACCGAAUGCAAAGACGGUUGGGAGAGUAAAUCCAUUGGCUGCACGAAGAAGAGCGAGAAUGAAGGAACCUGAAUCCACCUCUGUUGAAGAAACGGCUGAUCCGUCCAAGGUUGAUUACGUUGAAAUCAUGGCAUGUCCUAGUGGAUGCAUCAAUGGUGGAGGCCAAAUCAAACCACCCAAUGACGUAUCCGAGAAGGACUGGAUUGGUGAAGUUUUGUCAAAAUAUAAUACGGUUUCUACUUUUGAUUUAUCAUUGCAUCCAGGGGAAGUACAGCGGCUAAAGGAUUAUAGGGAUUUAUUUGAGCAACUGUAUGGCGUUAAUGAGGAUAGGUUACUAAAGACUCAUUUCAAUGAAGUUGAAAAGCCAACUGAUCCAACAGCAAUACUUGUGGGAUCAAAGUGGUGA